Molecule: messenger RNA, 4519 nt
Organism: Archocentrus centrarchus (flier cichlid)
Lineage: Eukaryota; Metazoa; Chordata; Actinopteri; Cichliformes; Cichlidae
Gene: usp53a
Product: ubiquitin specific peptidase 53a
Exons: 16
Coding region: 242-3358 (1038 amino acids)
Biological process (GO): sensory perception of sound; protein deubiquitination; response to auditory stimulus
Cellular component (GO): cell-cell junction
Molecular function (GO): cysteine-type deubiquitinase activity
Source: RefSeq, a predicted model, not a curated record
UUUUUUUUUUUUAAAUACAAAAGACUUCUAAGUAGCCUGCAAAAUAUAAGGACCUUCUCUUUGAGCUGCAGGAAUAGACUGGAAUCCCAUGUGUAGCAGAGCAACCGCUGCAGCUUGUGGAAUAACUUAGCCUCAGAUUGUUGGAUAGUUGCUGCUUCAGGGAUCCAAGGAACGGAUUUAAGCAACAACCCACCUUGUCUUCUGACUUUUCCCCUUGUAAAAAAGGUAACUCUACUAACCAAUGGCAUGGGUCAAGUUCUUCAGGAAGCCAGGGGGCAAUCUUGGGAAAUCCUACCAACCGGGGAGCAUGCUGUCUCUGGCCCCCACCAAAGGACUGCUGAACGAGCCGGGCCAGAACAGCUGCUUCCUCAACAGUGCUGUGCAGGUACUAUGGCAUCUGGACAUCUUCAGACGCAGCUUGAGGCAGCUGCCUGGACACUUCUGUCUGGGAGAGUCUUGUAUUUUUUGUGCAUUAAAGGGUAUUUUCUCCCAGUUCCAGCAGAGUCGGGAGCGAGCUCUGCCCUCUGACAACCUGCGUCACGCCUUGGCAGAGACCUUUAAGGACGAGCAGCGCUUCCAGCUGGGCUUCAUGGAUGAUGCCGCAGAGUGCUUUGAAAACAUACUGGAGAGGAUCCACCUGCACAUUGUGCCUGAGGAGACAGACGCCUGCACUUCAAAGUCUUGCAUCACACAUCAGAAGUUUGCUAUGUCACUUUAUGAACAGUGUGUGUGCCGUAGCUGUGGGGCAUCUUCUGACCCACUGCCGUUUACAGAGCUGGUGCAUUAUGUCUCCACCACCGCACUCUGUCAACAGACAUUGCAACGGAAAGAUGAGUCUUUUGGGGAAGUGUUACAAGCAGCAAGUACAAUCGGGGACCUUCGUAAUUGUCCAAGCAACUGUGGCCAGAGGAUCAGGAUCAGACGGGUCCUCAUGAACUCCCCAGAAAUAGUCACCAUAGGCUUUGUGUGGGACUCUGAACAGUCAGACCUCACUGAGGAUGUUAUCCGCUCACUAGGGCCUCUUCUCAGUCUUUCUUCGCUCUUCUACAGGGUGACAGAUGAGCAUGCCAAAAAGGGAGAGCUGCUGCUUGUGGGAAUGAUCUGCUACUCCAGCCGCCACUACUGUGCCUUCACCUUCCACACCAAAUCUGCCAAAUGGGUUUUCUUUGAUGAUGCAACAGUCAAAGAGGUUGGCUCCCGGUGGAAAGAUGUAGUCAGUAAAUGUAUCAAAGGUCACUUCCAGCCUCUCCUUCUUUUUUAUGCCAAUCAAAAUGGGAGUGCUAUCGCCACAGAAGAUGCCUCAAAACAAAACAGCAGCCAGUCCCACGGCAAGAACCCCAUUAAUGGAGAAGUGCAAGGCACUGAGUCUGUAGUUUCAGUCUCCCCCAAGAAGCUGGAGCUCACCAAAGAGAAUCUGAAUGCUCUGGGCCAAGAUCUUUUCAAACAGAAGACCCCUUCAACCCUCAGCAGGGGCAGCACUCAGACCAGUGGAGGACGGGCAGCAGUGAAAAGUAGCACCAGCAUUCGCAAGAACCAAAUAAGGGAGAUUUCUCAAGAAGUCGCCCAGAGAGCAGUAGAGAUGCGUAGGACGCAUUCACCCCGACGAGAGCCCGAUAGGAGUGGUCAACACAGGGUGGAGCCACGCUACAGAGAUCCAGCUCAUGACAGGACCUACUCCCGCUCUGCUUCACCUCCAGAGAAUGGCUUCAAGCAGUACAUGGAGACUCGACUGUACAGCAGCCAAGGAAAAGGUCCCACUCGGACUGAGCGAAUGCCGCAGCUUGGUGGCCGGUCUUCCCAUGAAAACGUUCGCUCAAGGCACCAAGUUCCACCCAGUGCUCCCCCUAUAACUAGCGGUCAGCACAGGCGGAGACAAGAGCUCAUGUCAAAUGGAUAUGAUACAGACAGCAGCCAAGGCUCCAGAGGGCGUCCCGGAAAUGGAGGGAACAGCCGCAGCAGGCCCAGUCGACCGUGGAAGCCCACGCGGGAAGUCCUAAAUGUAGACAGUGUUUUAAGCGAUGGAAAUGCAGUAAGCCAAGAACGACAGCAGCAGAGCCCUCGGAUGAGACCCAGCAGCCAGUCGCCCUUGCGCGAUCGAGAGCGAGACCGAGAUUUUACGUGGGGAGGCCGGGAAGAACGUAAACCCAAGAGCCUGAUGACCAUCUAUGAGGAUGAGCAGAGACAUGAAACUGGUGGCAGCCGAAGCUCGCUGGACUCAGACAGCCGCGGGGGCCACAUUGACAAGGACAGAUCAAAGGGCUCAGCAGCUCUUAAAGUGCGCAGUGACAACUGGAAGAUUCAGAGAACUGAAUCUGGAUAUGAGAGCAGUGACAGACUGAGCAAUGGCUCGGCUAAUCUCGAUUCGCCUGUUGUAGAGAACCUUUCUUCCAAGGACCUCCGGCCCAUCCCUGAGCUGCAUCUGAUGAGGGAUCCCUUUCCUCAGAGAAGAAGCGAUGAAUUGAAGACUGAUGUGUUGUACUCAGCCAUUUCCAUUAAUGAACCUCCUGAUCUGCUAGACUCCAAGAUGUUGUCUGGUCAGCCCCCACAAAGGACAAGAGCAUUCCGAUACACACCUGGGAUCUUGGAAAAGAACAGUAGCAUUGACAGCGAGCGAGAGCAAAAUGUGGACAGCAGCCGAUUCAGCCCUGUGCCUCCCUACUUAGCAAAGACCAGCAGUUCUGAGUGGAACAGCUCAGAUGACCUUGCUGGACCCCUUUCUGAACAAGAGGACAACGGCUCUGGCCACAUAGACUCUUUGUCUGUCAGCUAUCCCCCACCUUUAUCUCUCAAGACUUUUGGCAACAGCCUCAAUGACCCAUCUGGCAUCUACUCCUCACCUCCAGAGGUGCCAGAACGGUCGAACUCCCGCAGUGAACCCAAAAAUGGCCUGUUCCCCAACUCGCACACAGCCCUCCGGCGGUGGAUUGAGACACCUGGCGAGAACAGGAUUUCAUCGGACGCCAGCUCCAAGUCUGGGUCCUCAGACCAGGAGAGGAACGAUCUGUCGGCCAGCGAGAGCGACGAGAGGUUACCCAGCCCAAAGUCCAGACACGAUGACGGUACAAACUCCCCCACUCUGACAGAUAGGGUUCUUCCCACCACUUACUUUUCAGUGGAUAACUGUAUGACAGACACUUACCGGGCCAAAUACCAUAAGAAGUCAGCCUUGUACAUGAGAGUGCAGGACCACACGUCAUCAGGGGAGAGCGAUGCGGAAGGCAGGGGGCACCCUUUCACAGAUGUUCAAACACUAGAGUCUUCUAAAAGCAGAACAGAAUCAGGCAUUUCCACUACUAAGACUAUUGCGAAGUGGAAUCCAGUUACUCCAAGAGGACUUGAUGAGCAUGGUUACCUAUGAUUGACUCUGUGAUGGCUGGACGCCAAAAAGAAUUGUUAAGCGCUGUGACUGCUACAGACUGACUAACUGGAGGGGGGGUGUUUUCUCACAUACUCGUCAGGUAGUUGGACAUGAAACUGGAUGCCAAAGAGAUUGUAAAAAGAAUGGCAGGUGUCUUUAAUUAGCUGCUUGGCUACUAAAAGCUUUGAAUAAUGAAUUUGCACAGUAGAGCGCAGGUAGAAAGGUACAAACAGAAUUAUGCCUAAAAUAUUUUUGCUGGACUUUUGGAGCACAAAAGCAGAGGGUCAGGAUGGUAAAGAAUGUGUCACGUAAAGCCACUUUACUACGCAACAGUUUAAGAGAUUUCUUUAUUUCUUCUAGUCCUUUUCUUCCUGCACAUCCUGUGGAAUGCUUUGAUUUAACUAUUCCCUUUUCGGUGAUGUGAGGUGUCUGCCCCAGUUCUGUCUGUUUUUGAUAUAUUAUACCUGCCUGUCAGUGGGUUUUGAAGAAGAGGUUUCAGUUGUGGUCAGAGCUUUGUAGAUAUGCUUUUUAAAAAAAAAAAAAAAAAUGGAUCCCAAGGAUCCGCGUGAAUGUGAAUCUUCCAGGACAUCCACGUUGGCUUUUUGGCUGAUGAGACAUCUUUGCACAAUCCAUAAAGCUAACAGCCGUGGAUCCUUGUUUGUACGAGUUUAACGACCUAUGCAAAUAACCAGCGUAGGACUUUCUUCCCUCUCUGCCUCUGUCAAACCUUUCACAAGAGGAGGUUUGAUACACGAGAAUCGCUGACCACGAGUGAGGGUGCUGGGGCUUAUAAAGGUGAUGGGUGAAUAUGUUAAACUGAGUGCCUGCUGGUAGAAAAGUGUGGUGGAUCCCUACUCCUCAUUGACACCUGCACAUAUUCUAUUGUCUUUACAUAUUUACUUUUUUAUAUAUGUAUGUGUCUUUGCACUGUUUUCCUUGCCCCCCCCCCCUUCACACUCCUUGGUAAUAUUAUUUUUGUCUUUAGAAGAUUUCAGUCACCUGAUUCUUAAAUAGCUUCCCUGAGCAGCACGUCUGCACUUGGAGGACAUGAAAGAUUUAAUUGUGUGAUCAGACAUUGCUUUGCUUUUUUUUUUUUUUUUUUUUUUCCUUAAGGGAAUUUUUAAUAUGUUGUGACUUUCACCGGUUUAAUUUUUUUUUUUU